Messenger RNA from Echinops telfairi (small Madagascar hedgehog), 2611 nucleotides. RefSeq names its product transmembrane protein 179 (gene TMEM179). The transcript has 4 exons. The coding region runs from base 6 to 707 and encodes 233 amino acids. NCBI's taxonomy places the organism in Eukaryota, Metazoa, Chordata, Mammalia, Afrosoricida, Tenrecidae. The record is from RefSeq and is a predicted model, not a curated record.
CGGCCAUGGCGCUCCGCAGCGUCCUCCUGGCGCAGUGCGCCUGCUACUUGCUGGCUUUCCUCUUCAGCGCGGUGGCGCUGGUGCCGCUGGCCGAGAACGGGCACAGCUUCGGCGGCCGGUGUCUGCUCUUCACCGAGGGCAUGUGGCUGAGCGCCAAUCUGACGGUGCAGGAGCGCGAGCGCUUCACCGUGCACGAGUGGGGCCCGCCGGCCGCCUGUCGUUUCAGCCUGCUCGCCGGCCUCCUGUCGCUGCUGCUGGCCGCCGCGCACGCCUGGCGCGCGCUCUUCUUCCUCUGCAAGGGCCACGAGGACUCCUUCUUCUGUGCUUUCCUGCACCUGCUGGUCAGUGCCCUGCUGGUCUUGCUCGUCUUCAUCGCCAGCACCAUCGUGAGCGUGGGCUUCACCAUGUGGUGUGACACCAUCACUGAGAAGGGCUCCCUGCCCCGCAGCUGUGAAGAGCUGCAGGACGUUGACUUGGAGCUGAAUGUAGACAACUCCGCCUUCUACGACCAGUUUGCCACUGCCCAGUUCGGCCUCUGGGCGGCGUGGGCAGCCUGGCUGGCCAUCACGGUGCUGGCCUUCCUGAAGGCUUAUCACAACUACCGCCAGGAGGACCUCCUGGACAGCCUGGUCCAUGAGAAGGAGCUGCUGCUGGCCCGGCCGGGCCUCCGAGCCGACUGCCGGCAGGACAAGAGCGCAGUCAUCUAGGGCCACCCGCCAUCCUCCCCGCCCUGGGAGCUGGGCACCACCCCUACCUUGCAGCUUCUCGCAUGCCCCUCCCCGAGCCCUCUGAGAGCUCGUGCCCCCCCUCCUGCCCCCAGCCCCCGGGAACAGCCAGACAGGUGUUAGAGAGACCUGGGCUGUGGUGAGCAAGUCCAUUGUGGGACCUGAGAGAGGACUCAGGUGGGGUCCAGGUGUCCUGCAGGUGUGGGUCUGAGGACACACAUGUGUCUCACCAUGCACAUGCCUGUCCCAGAAGGCACACCUGCCCUGCAGGUGCCGGCACCCUGGCCUUGCUCCUGUGUGACUCGCACCCCUUGCCCAGGUAUGAAGCCGCCUGGCAGCUGGUCAAUUACAUGCACCGUCCCAGGGCAGCACCUGUGUCCCCUAAUCAGUCCCCACCGUGAUGGCCGAAUCUGCAAACAGAACCCACCCCAAGUGUGGGAGAAAUGGCCUCCUCCCCAGGGGGCAGAUUCCCUCAGCACUGCUCCAGGACCCCUCCCCUGGGGGAUGGAGCUGGCCAGGUACAGCACACUGGUGUCCCCUGAGUCUGGGGUGGCUGCAUGAACAUCUUGGAGAUGGCCAGGCUGCCCUGCCCUGGGCAAGGGGGCUGGCCGAGGGAGACCCUGGAGAGCUUGUGUCUGAGGGUGGGCUCUGCCUGUGGUGGGGGUGAGGAAGGGGCCAGGAGGGAGCGAGGUGCCACUAAUGGGGUAGGUUUGUGCAUGUGUGUGUAUGUGUGACCGCUCACGUGUGUGAAUAUGUAUGUGAUAGAGUGUGUACGUGAGCACAUGCAAGUGUGUGCACAUGGAUAUGAACAUGUGUGCUUGAGUGUGCAUGUGUACAUACAUAGAAUGUGCACCUGUAGAGUGUGUACAUGCACACUUGAGUACACACGUGCAUGAGUGUGUGAAUGUGAGUACAUGUGCGUAUUCAUGUGUGUAGUAUGUGUGCACAUUUAUAUAUGCAUGUGUGUACAUGUGAAAACAUGCAUGCAUGUGUGCACAGGUGUGGAUUCAUGCAUGUGUGCGCACAUGUGCACAUGUGUGCAUUUGAGCAUAGUAGUGUGUAAACACAUUGGUGUGCAUGCAUUGGUGAGUAUGCAUGCGUGUCAGUGUGCAUCACUGGGCUGUGCAGACACAGACCCCCCAGCUGUUCAUGCCUGCCUGUGGGGGGUGUGUGUGCCUGCAGAUGGCAGGCCUUGCUCUGGAGGGUGAGGGCCGAGAGGUCCCUGGACACACACACACACACACACACACACACACACACACACACACACACACACUUUCUCCCCUCUCGACAUUACAAAGCUCACUCCUGAGGCUGCUAGCUCCAGCCUGUGACCCCAUCCCAUCACCACCACCAGCAGGUCAGCAGGGAAAUGGUCCCCAGGGGCCAGGCCUGGCUGUCCUGGGGGGCAGGUGUCAGUGCCUGGACAGGGUUAGGCUGGCAUUGAGGUUGGAGGUCUGGUAGCAGGGCUGCCAGCAUCUCAGAGCCCAGGCGCGAGUCCCUGUAGAGGGGAAGGCCGUGGGCUGACCUGGGUCCCAUCCCCCUCGCAGAACCCUCUGCAGUCCCAGAGCUCCUGGUCACCUGCCAACAGCAGCUCCCUCUUCGGGGCCCCUGGGUGGGCUGGGUAGGGUCCACCCGGGCAGCUGCCCUUCGUGGCCAGGCAGUGCCUGUGCCAUGUUGUUUAUGUGGGUGCCUAAGAUUGCACCUUAGACGUCAGGGCUUGGGGACUUUUAGGAGGGGGCAGCCCGAGGCUUCGGCCAAGGGUGGGUGCAGACUCUGAGGGGCUGCGGCACAUUCCCCUUCAGCCCUGGCCUUCCUCCCGCAGACCUGCCCCCUUCCUCUGCCCGCUUCCCCUCAAUGUGGCAAAAUAAAAGUGCCGGCUCUGG